GCCCUGUCCUUCCUGUGGCGCCGCUACACCUGAUAUUACGGGCGCCCGUCGCCUCUUUACCCCCCCCUCCGCCGAGCGGGGCCCUCACCUCUGCCCGUCACUCAGCAGAGGGGCCGCCCCCGGCGGAGGCUCCGCACAGAGAUGGCGGCCGAGAUCCACGCCAGGCCGCAGAGCAGCCGGCCCGUCCUGCUCAGCAAGGUCGAGGGGCACCAGGACGCGGUGAGCGCCGCCCUCCUCAUCCCCAAGGAGGACGGGCUCAUCACCGCCAGCGAGGACAGAACAAUUCGAGUAUGGUUGAAAAGGGACAGUGGCCAGUACUGGCCCAGCAUUUACCACACAAUGUCAUCUCCUUGUUCAGCUAUGGCUUAUCAUCAUGACAGCAGAAGAAUAUUUGUAGGCCAGGAUAAUGGUGCCAUUAUGGAAUUCCAUAUCUCAGAAGACUUUAAUAAGAUGAACUUUGUCAAGACGUACCCAGCUCAUCAAAAUCGGGUGUCGGCUGUCAUUUUCUGCCUGGGAGCAGAGUGGGUUAUCAGUACUGGCCAUGACAAGUGUGUCAGCUGGAUGUGCACCAGGAGUGGGAGUAUGCUGGGAAGACAUUACUUCACCUCUUGGGCUUCAUGUUUACAAUAUGACAUUGAAACCCAGCAUGCCUUCGUUGGGGACUACUCUGGACAGAUCACGCUGCUGAAGCUUGAACAGAACAAAUGCACGGUUAUCACAACACUCAAAGGGCAUGAAGGUAAACUAACUUCCCCUUCACUUCCCUGGCUAAUUCAGUCUCUGGCUCCUCAGUGGUUAGAAAGUGAUUCUUGUCAGAAAUGUGAACAGCCUUUCUUCUGGAAUAUAAAGCAGAUGUGGGACACAAAGACACUAGGGUUGAGACAGCAUCACUGCAGGAAAUGUGGCCAAGCAGUGUGUGGCAAGUGCAGCACUAAGCGGUCCAGCUACCCAAUCAUGGGCUUUGAGUUCCAGGUCCGUGUCUGUGACUCUUGCUUUGAGUCAAUCAAAGAUGAAGAUCGUACUUCCCUGGCAACUUUUCAUGAAGGAAAACACAACAUUUCCCAUAUGUCUAUGGACAUUUCUAGGGGACUAAUGGUGACCUGUGGGAGUGAUCGGAUUGUGAAGAUAUGGGAUAUGACGCCAGUAGUUGGUUGCAGCCUUGCAACCGGCUUCUCUUCACGCUGACCUAGGACCUGACAGGUUCAUGCACCUUAUGUACAGCAACAUGCACCGAAUGAAUGAAAUCCCUCCUAGGAAUAUCGUCACAAAAGCACUGAUUGCUGGAUCCUUUUUCUCUUGCUCUUCCAGGAUGGACAGUUGCCUUAAUAGAGCAAAGCUCUUCUAUAGGCUUCAAUGGGAAUCACCUUGAUGCAGAAAUGCAAUUUCCCAGCCUGUUGAUGUAACAUAAAAUGGCUUACCUGCAACAUGACACUGCGAUAAAAGGAUCUGUCAUAACUUGGUUUACAUGUAGUGUUAACAAUGUGCUUUCUCUGCUGAAAUAUCUUGUAUAGUAGCUAAAGGAUUAUCAGAGUAAAAUGAGUUUAGUUUUUUCGAAUUUGUGCAAAUAGUAAAUACUUACUGUCCCUUCCAGUAAGCAGUCCCCCAUUGAACUCUUUGCCUGGGUGCAGCUGUUUAGGCUGCCUCCAAAAGGAGUAUUGGUUAUAACUUUGGAAGAAGGAAAGACUUAUUUUUUUAAGCAAUGUUUGAAUUAAGGGGCAGGUGUUCCCUCUCUCUUGAAGUGGCAGUAAGAGUAAAUGCUUGACAUAAGAGAUCCUGAUCUACUGGCUUUCUUGGAGUGUCGUCUGCAAGUUCAGUUAUUGGUAAAACUACUUUAAAAUGAUCUGUUCUGUUCAAAUAGCUUCCGAGUGUCUGUAAAUAAUCCCAGGCUUUUAGACAUGCUGAAGCUAUAUUUAUUCCCUCUUCUUGGCUAACAUAUAACUAGUGAACUUUUGUAGCUGUUAUUUAGUAGAUAAGCUGCUCAUUCUCAAUAGUGAAGGCAGCACACGAUAUGUCACAAAUCACACAUGCUCAUACAGUAUGUUUACAGUGCUGUUAAAAUGGGGGGCUAUGCAAGCCUGUUGUCUUAGCUAUAAUCGCUAAAAUAAAAAGCCCCUCCUACAUAACUUUAAUGAACUAAAUUUUUAUGUGGAAAAGCUUAGUUCCCCAUUUAUCAUGAGGAAACUAUAUAUAGCUAUAGCAUUAACUUAAUUACCACCUUGUCUUUGUUUUGAAGAAAAAUUAAUAUUAAACAUUUCUAAAAUUCUCUUCUGAAGCAAUAACUAUGAAGUUACAGAAUAUUUCUUGGGAAUAGUCUGCCUGAGUGCAGAUGAGGGCUGUUAAUCUUAAAUGCUAUGUGCAGUGGUGGUCCUUGCCGUUAUAAGCUGAGUGAGGAGGUCUGACGUUUUCGUUGAUUGCACGAUUCCAGCUGGCAUUUACAGUGAACUUUUAGGGAAAUAUUGCCAUGUACGUUGGUCUGUCAAGUGCAUGAAUUACCUACGUUCCAUAAAUAUUAGGAUAUAUGUAAUGCCAUAAGGUUGUCAUACAAGAGCUUAUCAAACAGUUUGAAAAUGAAAUUCAUUUAACUUUAUCGUGAUGUGCCAUGGAGUCGCAAAGGAGAUGGGAGUUCAUUGGAUUUUCAUAAAAACUGAUGUUAUAGUGUAUUAUGUAGUGAGGGAAGAAGUAUGUGCAGGUCAGCUCUUUUUGCUGCCAUUGGAGGUGAUAUGUUCAUUCUUGCAGAAAAAUUGAGGUAUUGGAAAGAACUGCAAUGUUAGCCUUGCAGCAACAACCAAGUGGUGCUGUUGACACUACUGAAUUAAAAUCAUUGUCAUAUACUUUUGAUAUGCAUUUAUAGCCCGUUAUAGCUAGUGUAUGCUAAUAUCAUGGGAUAGUAAUGCGUCAUGAUCUUAUUCAGUUUGCAUUUAAAAAACAAUAAGAUGGUAGAUUUCCAUGCCACUAAAUACCAUCUCUGGUAUAUUCUGGAUUCACAUAUUUUGGAACUGGCUUUAUGACUAACCACUUUAUGGGCCCUCUCCAGAAAUAUUUUGCUAAAGGAUAUUUUUUUUAGCUUACUAAUUCUUCACACUUCUCAUAGCGUCCCUCAGAAACUCGCGUCAUGCUAGUGUUUGAUUGUAUUAUCCUCUCAAAUUUGAAAUCUGAAUGAGUAAAUGCUAAUUCAGAGCUUUUGGCAAGUCUGUAUUAGAAAAAGAAAUACAUUUGUUCAAUGAUCUGAAACUCUAUUGAAAAGAAUAUGUUGAAUGUUUUACAUUUGAAGAGUUACAUUGAUUAGUUCGGUUCCUUGCUACACGAUGGAAGGUUUUAGCGUGAAAACAGAAGUCUUUCCAAAACUAUCGUAUGAAAUAUCAUUUGUGCCAGAAAGGACCUGAAGUUAGGUAAUGAGCUCAUGUAAAUCAGGAACGAAACUGACAUUUAGGAGAGAGGAAUGAAAACACUGGAAGAGAAAAUAAGAAUCAUCCCCCC
Messenger RNA from Terrapene triunguis (Three-toed box turtle), 3477 nucleotides. It is a transcript of the gene WDFY1, whose product is annotated as WD repeat and FYVE domain containing 1. The record is from RefSeq and is a predicted model, not a curated record. The coding region runs from base 142 to 1185 and encodes 347 amino acids. Lineage: Eukaryota; Metazoa; Chordata; Testudines; Emydidae. The transcript has 10 exons. Gene Ontology annotation, molecular function: protein binding; metal ion binding.